AACUGAACUAACUACCAAUUUCGGAAAGCUCCUCCAUCCUCAAUAAUAAAAAACUCGCUGCUAUCUUCUCUUCACAUUACACAAGCAUAGCUCAAAUUCUUCAUUUCUUCACCAAUGGAAUCCUCUCUUCUUCUUCGAUCCUUUCAAUGUACCCUGCACACUCAAGGUUUGACUGUUGGGAGGAAGCUGAUAUCGUAUCCAGUAAAGAGAGAUCGAAGACUAGUAUCCUGUGUUAAAACAUCUGAAGCUCCUGCAAUAGCCAAGACUGACGAUUCCAAUAAACAAGGGUCAUUGGAGAAGAAUUCUCAACGAAAUGCAACUUUUCCAAAUGGAUUUGAAGCAUUGAUACUAGAUGUCUGUGACGAGACCGAGGUUGCUGAGCUGAAACUUAAGGUUGGGGACUUUGAAAUGCAUCUGAAGCGGAACAUUGGGGUUGCAAAAGCUCCCUUUACAUCAUCAACACCACUAUCACCACCACCUAUUCCAACUCCACCAAUGGAGUUAUCAGCAGCUGUUUCUCCAGCACCAUCGCCAUCUAAAUCCUCUGUCGAGAAAACCACUCCCUUUACAAAUGUCUCCUUCAGGAAGUCAUCUAAGUUGGCAGUGUUAGAGGCUUCUGGAGCUAGUGGAUAUGUUCUAGUUGCUUCUCCAACUGUUGGCUCAUUUCGAAGGAACAGAACGGUGAAAGGAAAGAAGCAGCCGCUUAUCUGCAAAGAGGGUGAUGUGAUUAAAGAAGGACAAGUGAUAGGAUAUUUGGAUCAAUUUGGCACUGAACUUCCUGUGAAAUCUGAUGUGGCGGGAGAAGUAUUAAAGCUCCUCUUCAAUGAUGGAGAUGCAGUUGGUUAUGGAGACCCUCUUGUAGCUGUCUUGCCAUCAUUCCAUGCUAUCGACAAGUGACCAUACUGUCUCUGGUAACUUUGAUGCAAUUAUUGGGAAGCCCUGAAUAUUACGUUCGCUAUUGUAGGUCAGAUUGAAAAUUUUAAUUUCAAAUGAAUGGUAUCUUAACCAAAUAAUUUAUUCAAUUAUGAUGAAAAAAUCAGCAAAAGAAGAAAGUCACAAUCAAAUAUGAAAACACAGAGACAAAAUAUUAGAUUUUUUAUUUUAUAUUAGUGCUAAUAUUUUUGUAA
Populus trichocarpa (black cottonwood) is the source of this 1127-nucleotide messenger RNA. RefSeq lists its product as uncharacterized. The coding region runs from base 115 to 897 and encodes 260 amino acids. The transcript is spliced from 9 exons. NCBI's taxonomy places the organism in Eukaryota, Viridiplantae, Streptophyta, Magnoliopsida, Malpighiales, Salicaceae. The record is from RefSeq and is a predicted model, not a curated record.